Fragaria vesca subsp. vesca is the source of this 1408-nucleotide messenger RNA. RefSeq names its product UDP-glycosyltransferase 74F2-like. NCBI's taxonomy places the organism in Eukaryota, Viridiplantae, Streptophyta, Magnoliopsida, Rosales, Rosaceae. The record is from RefSeq and is a predicted model, not a curated record. The transcript is spliced from 2 exons. The coding region runs from base 17 to 1408 and encodes 463 amino acids. Gene Ontology annotation, molecular function: UDP-glycosyltransferase activity.
UUCAAACACAGAAACAAUGGAGAGAACUCACAAAGCUCAUUGCUUAGUCCUAACCUAUCCAACCCAAGGCCAUAUCAAUCCCAUGCUUCAAUUUGCCAAGUUUCUCCAUCACAAAGGACUCAAAGUCACACUGGUCACCACUCAUUUUCUCCUCAACACAUUACAACUCCAUGCCGGAUCCAGUAGUUGCAACGUUGCCCUCGAGACCAUCUCCGACGGCUACGAUGAGGGAGGGUACGCAGCAGCAGAAAGCGCAGACGCUUACUUGAACCGCUUUUGGGAAAUAGGUCCGCUAACUUUAACUAAACUCCUUGAGAGGAUGUCCAGCUCUGAGUACCCGGUAGAUUGUAUUGUUUAUGAUGCAUUCAUGCCUUGGUCUUUGGAUGUUGCCAAGAAGUUUGGGAUCUUUGGGGCUGUGUUCUUCACUCAGUCUUGUGCUGUUGGGAAUAUAUAUUACCAUGCCCACAAAGGACUGAUGAAGCUUCCUGUUAGUGGUGAUGAUGGGGAAAUUUUGAUCCCAGGGUUGCAGCUGCCGCUUGAAGCUGUCGAUUUUCCGUCCUCUUUGUGCGAUUUGGGGUCGAAUCAUGCUGUAUAUGAUAUGGUUGUUGGUCAGUUCUCGAAUGUUGAUGAGGCUGAUUGGGUUCUCUGCAACACAUUUUAUGAGUUGGAACCAGAAGUGGUAGAUUGGAUGUCGAAGCUUUGGCCAUUGAAAACAAUAGGACCAACCAUACCAUCCAUGUACUUGGAUAACCGACUUAAAGAGGACAAAGGUUAUGGUGUCAACCUCUUUAAGCAAAAUCAUGACGCCUGCAUGAAAUGGCUUAAUGAACAGCCGAAGGAUUCUGUUGUUUAUGUGUCAUUUGGUAGUGGAUCAGAACUUGGAGCUGAGCAAAUGGAGGAACUGGCUUGGGGACUGAGGAUUAGCAGAAGCAAUUUCUUGUGGGUGGUUAGGGAAUCCGAAGCGGGGAAGAUCCCGGAAGGGUUCGUGGAGGAGAUAUCUGAGAAGGGUUUGGUAGUCUCAUGGUGUCCCCAACUGGAGGUUUUGGCUCAUGAAGCUGUUGGGUGCUUUAUCACUCAUUGUGGUUGGAACUCCACAUUGGAGGCUUUGAGUUUAGGGGUUCCAUUGCUGGCAAUGCCACAAUGGACUGACCAAGGCACCAAUGCCAAGUACAUUAUGGAUGUGUGGAAAACUGGGCUUAGAGCUUUACCUGAUGAGAAUGGAAUUGUAAAGAAAGAUGUGGUAGAACUCUGUAUAAGUGAACUGAUGGAAGGAGAGAUAGGAAAAGAGAGUCGAAGGAAUGCUAUGAAAUGGAAAGAAGUGGCCAGAUCGGCUAUGGCUGAAGGUGGAAGUUCUGCUAAAAACAUUGAUGAGUUCAUCGCAAAAGUAGUAGAGUAUGUGCAACCCUAG